AGUUACCACAGCUACUGUCCAGGUUGUAACUCUCACUCUGUCUCUGUGUUGGGGUGAUACUGGUACCAUGAGUGCCAGCCUGAGCACCACGAGUGUCGCCCUGCCAUUUAAUGGCACGACUGAACUGAAUGCAUACACCAGAGCAGCCAUCUAUGAGUUCAGGGUGUUCAACAUGGUCAUCCUGUCGCUGGCUGUGUUCAUCGUCACGGUGACGGCAGUCCUCUGCUGUGUGUCGUUUCACAGCCGCAGGAGUGCCUCCGCUGUGUGUCGGGCCGAAGAGGCAGAGCCUGUAGAUGCACAGGUAAGAAGAAAGAGGCGGGGCUUCCGAAACCCACUUGCACUUUUCCAGAGACAGGAACCAACCAGAGACAACUCCCACAUCUACUACAUCUACAGCAACCCCCUGCCUGUCGGACACCAAGAGGACCACCCAUCAACCCCCCAAGCACCCGCCACUCACACUCCCCCGACGCUACAGGAUUACGCCAAUGACCCUGAGAGCGGUUUAAUCCUGGACCCACCCACCUUCUACAUGCAGCUCUAGAGCCAAAUAAUAUGUUUCAUCUGAAAGUUUCCUGAGUAAAGCACCAAGUUUAGUUCUGAGAGUUGGAGACAGAAGGAAUUAUUGUAUUAUUUUGUGGCGUUUUUUAAAGUAACUGUUUAAAUUGGAAGUACUGAAUGUUCAGUCGUUGAGCUUGCUCUUGCUGUUUUAUGUAUGUGAUGCUUAGCACCAUAAAAUGCUUUAAAAUUGGAAGAUUUAGAAGAGACUAUAAUCAAAUUAUGAUAAAAUCUUGCACUAUUGACCUAAAAUUACAACAGUAUACAUAAAUCUUGCCAAUUAGAGUCAAAGGCAACAAAGAGAAAUACAUUUUUACUCAGCAUGAAUUUAUUUAAGCAUUUAGCUAUUCUGCUAUUGUUCAGUAUAAAUAAUUUGGUAUUUUAACUAAUUUGUCUAAACUCCUAACAUGACAUUUUCCACAUAUUCAGUUCAUCCUACCACAGCUACACUUUUUUAAAUGUGGGAGCAGCACUUGAAUAAAUUCGUUGUGCUGUGUCCUUUAGAAGCAACUGUUUUGAAACACAUCUUACAAGGACUAAAAACUGAACUCAUUCACGCAAGCACCGGCUUUUCCCUAAUCGCUGUGUUGUUUGUGUGUGCUGAAAGUGCGGGUAAUGGGGUUGCUCUAAACUACGGGAGUUUAAACUGAAAGAAAAUCGAUUUUCAUAAAAACACAUCCGUAACUAAUUUGAAUUAAUAAAUAAAAUCAUAAUUAAACAUUUAUUUAAAAACUGCAUUUUUUGUUUAUCUGUGUUGUCUUUGACUAAUAUUUAAAUUUGUUUGAUGAUCUAAAACAUUAAAUGUGACAAACAUGCAAAAAAAAAAGAAAUUAUAAGGGUGGCAAAGACUUUUUCACACCACUGUAGACACUGUUCAGCCACAAACAAACUACAGACACGAGACCAGUUACAUUUAUCUCUCUGUUUUAUUGGAGGUUAAAAUAAGUAAAUGCACAGCUGCUUUAGAAAGAAAGCAUAAAGAGAAGCGUACUGAGCAGAGAGCCAACAGAGAGAAA
This is a messenger RNA of Astyanax mexicanus (Mexican tetra), 1574 nucleotides long. RefSeq lists its product as uncharacterized. Bases 68 to 544 code for a protein of 158 amino acids. NCBI's taxonomy places the organism in Eukaryota, Metazoa, Chordata, Actinopteri, Characiformes, Acestrorhamphidae. The transcript has 3 exons. The record is from RefSeq and is a predicted model, not a curated record.